ACUUCUCCGGCGCGGAGCAUUCUGGGCUUGGGUGGGCGGCCCCGAGGCGGAGAACAGACGAGUUGCGGGUCCCUGAAACCGCUUCCAAGAUGAUGCCCACACCAGUUAUCCUGCUGAAAGAGGGGACUGAUAGCUCUCAGGGCAUCCCUCAGCUUGUGAGCAACAUCAGUGCCUGCCAGGUGAUCGCUGAGGCUGUCAGGACCACCCUGGGCCCCCGGGGCAUGGACAAACUGAUUGUGGAUGGCCGAGGCAAAGCAACAAUUUCUAAUGAUGGAGCCACAAUUCUGAAACUCCUCGAUGUUGUCCAUCCUGCAGCAAAGACUUUAGUGGACAUUGCCAGAUCCCAAGACGCUGAGGUUGGUGAUGGCACCACCUCAGUGACUCUGCUGGCUGCAGAGUUUUUGAAGCAAGUGAAGCCGUACGUUGAAGAAGGUUUACAUCCUCAGAUCAUCAUCCGAGCUUUCCACACAGCUACCCAGUUGGCUGUUAACAAAAUCAAAGAGAUUGCUGUGACUGUGAAGAAGCAAGAUAAAAUAGAACAGAGGAAGAUGCUGGAGAAGUGUGCGAUGACAGCCCUGAGUUCCAAGCUGAUCUCCCAACAGAAGGCCUUCUUUGCUGAGAUGGUGGUAGACGCUGUGAUGAUGCUGGACGAGUUGCUGCAGCUUAAGAUGAUUGGCAUCAAGAAGGUGCAGGGUGGAGCCCUAGAGGAAUCCCGGCUAGUGGCUGGUGUCGCAUUCAAGAAGACUUUCUCUUAUGCUGGGUUUGAAAUGCAGCCCAAGAAGUAUAAGAACCCCAAGAUUGCCCUCUUAAAUGUUGAGCUCGAGCUGAAAGCAGAGAAAGAUAAUGCUGAAAUCCGAGUCCACACGGUGGAGGAUUACCAGGCAAUUGUUGAUGCUGAGUGGAACAUUCUCUAUGAUAAGUUAGAGAAGAUCCAUCAGUCUGGAGCCAAAGUCAUCUUGUCCAAACUCCCUAUUGGGGAUGUGGCCACACAGUACUUUGCUGAUAGGGACAUGUUCUGUGCUGGCCGUGUACCUGAGGAGGAUCUGAAGAGGACAAUGAUGGCCUGUGGAGGCUCAAUCCAGACCAGUGUGAAUGCUCUGACUCCAGAUGUGCUGGGCAGCUGCCAGGUGUUUGAAGAGACCCAAAUUGGAGGCGAGCGGUACAAUUUCUUCACUGGCUGCACUAAGGCCAAGACAUGUACCAUCAUCCUUCGUGGAGGUGCUGAGCAGUUUAUGGAGGAGACGGAGAGGUCCCUGCAUGACGCCAUCAUGAUUGUGAGGAGGGCCAUCAAGAAUGACUCUGUGGUGGCUGGUGGUGGAGCCAUCGAGAUGGAGCUCUCCAAAUACUUGCGCGAUUACUCACGGACCAUUCCAGGGAAACAGCAGCUGCUGAUUGGGGCAUAUGCUAAGGCCCUGGAGAUUAUUCCUCGACAGUUAUGUGACAACGCUGGCUUUGACGCCACAAACAUCCUCAACAAGCUGCGGGCUCAACAUGCACAGGGAGGCAAGUGGUAUGGGGUAGACAUCAACAACGAGGACAUCGCCGACAACUUCCAGGCCUUUGUAUGGGAGCCAGCCAUGGUGCGCAUCAAUGCCCUUACAGCGGCCUCUGAGGCUGCGUGCCUGAUUGUAUCUGUGGAUGAGACUAUCAAGAACCCCCGAUCCACUGUGGAUGGUCCCCCAGGAGCCGCUCGGGGCCGAGGCCAAGGGCGCCUCCAUUGAGCGGCAGUCUGCACACCUCCCUGUGAGGUGAACUGUGGUUGAGGAAGUGGUUGAUUGGUCUGCUGUGUUCUCACUGGAGGUUAUUUAAAGAAAACGUAAAAAGUUA
Molecule: messenger RNA, 1827 nt
Organism: Psammomys obesus (fat sand rat)
Lineage: Eukaryota; Metazoa; Chordata; Mammalia; Rodentia; Muridae
Gene: Cct7
Product: chaperonin containing TCP1 subunit 7
Exons: 12
Coding region: 90-1721 (543 amino acids)
Biological process (GO): protein folding
Cellular component (GO): chaperonin-containing T-complex
Molecular function (GO): ATP hydrolysis activity; ATP binding; ATP-dependent protein folding chaperone
Source: RefSeq, a predicted model, not a curated record